AUGGCACACCGUUGGCUGGGGUUGGGUGGUAUACCCAAGCCUAUACAGUCUAGGGCUUCCAUAUGUCGAGAUGCGCCCAGCAUCCAUUCUAACAGCGGUCUCGCCGCCAUUGUUCUCGGCGAAUCAGACGGAUUCCGCGUUUACUACCACGACAAGGAUGGUGCUAUCAACGAGCUGAAGUAUGAUCCUAAAAGAGAUGAAUGGUCACAUAAUGGCUUCAUCACCAAAGACAUCAGCUCCUUGCCAGCCUUGGCCGCCACGUUUACCAGCAAGGAGAACAUAACAGUUGUUGCCCCGAGGGAUGAUAAGACCAUCGGCGUAACCAGGUACCAAAAGGAUGGAGAUUGGCAGAGAACAACUUUCCCAUACCCGCUUGACAGUGAUAUUGGCGUCACUCAGGAGACCGACAGAACAAACAUCACCGUGGACACUACCGCCGCAGUCAACUUCACUCUUCCUGCCUGGGACGGAGCCCCUCGCGGCAUUGGAAUCAGCGUCGACAGAGAGCACACCCGUUCAGUUUGGUAUAUCGGCACCGACAGGGCCCUUCAUUCGGCGUACAAUGGAGACUGGGUCUGGCACCUUCGCGAGAAUCAGACCGAAGAGAUUUGGCCCCUGGCCGACAAGCCCAAUGCCGAGCUGGCUGUUGCAGAGAUCGCCAACAAAAACACUGUCUUCGUGUACUAUAUCGUCAACGGCAAGCUGGCCGAGAUCAAGUACCUCAACGACGCCUGGCAACCAUGGAAUCACGUUCCCGAGCCACCGCCGAUCCCAACGACCACCAAUACCGCUCCGGAAUCGACAAUCACCUUUGCCGGCGACGGUAACAACGGGGACGACGACUCGUCUGGUCUGUCCACAGGCGCCAAAGCCGGAAUUGGCGUCGGAGUCUCUCUCGGCGCCAUCGCUCUCGGCGCCAUCAUCGCCGUCCUAUUCCUCAUCCGCCGCAAGCACAAACAGCAGCAGCAAACCCCGCAGUAUACGCCCUUCUCGGAGACCGCCUCAGGCACCCUGGCUCCCGACACGCCCGCACCCGCGUACGGCACACCCUCGACAGCUGUAGUCGCUCCAGACGGGACGGUGUUGAACGGUGACUUCGUGUGGGCUCAAAAGGAAGGAACGUACGGCCUUGCGCCAGAAGUGACCGAGCUCGACGGCCGGGAGCGCAGUGCGGAGCUAGAUGCACGGCCCGUGUACGAACUUCCACAUCAGCCGUAUCCGCAUUCUGAGGAACUGCAGGCGCGGGAGCCGAAGCCGAAGCAGCAGUGA
This is a messenger RNA of Thermochaetoides thermophila DSM 1495, 1269 nucleotides long. RefSeq lists its product as uncharacterized. The record is from RefSeq and is a predicted model, not a curated record. NCBI's taxonomy places the organism in Eukaryota, Fungi, Ascomycota, Sordariomycetes, Sordariales, Chaetomiaceae. The transcript is spliced from 4 exons. Bases 1 to 1269 code for a protein of 422 amino acids.